Messenger RNA from Eptesicus fuscus (big brown bat), 2748 nucleotides. It is a transcript of the gene NAP1L1, whose product is annotated as nucleosome assembly protein 1 like 1. The record is from RefSeq and is a predicted model, not a curated record. Gene Ontology annotation, molecular function: chromatin binding; histone binding. Lineage: Eukaryota; Metazoa; Chordata; Mammalia; Chiroptera; Vespertilionidae. Bases 139 to 1311 code for a protein of 390 amino acids. Gene Ontology annotation, biological process: nucleosome assembly. The transcript has 16 exons. Gene Ontology annotation, cellular component: nucleus; chromatin.
GCUCUUGGGUCUUUUUUAGCGCCAUCUGCUCGCAGCGCCGCCUCCUGCUCCUCCCGCCGCUGCCCGGAGUCACGGACUGCGCAGCUCCGGCCGCCGGGCUCCCCGUGCUCGCCAUCGAUAUUUGGAGUUCUUAACAACAUGGAAGACAUUGAAAACAAAGAACAGUCUGAACUUGAUCAAGAUUUGGAUGAUGUUGAAGAAGUAGAAGAAGAAGAAACUGGUGAAGAAACAAAAAUCAAAGCGCGUCAGCUGACUGUUCAGAUGAUGCAAAAUCCUCAGAUUCUUGCAGCCCUCCAAGAAAGACUUGAUGGUCUGGUAGAAACACCAACAGGAUACAUUGAAAGCUUGCCUAAGGUAGUUAAAAGACGAGUGAAUGCUCUCAAAAACCUUCAAGUUAAAUGUGCACAGAUAGAAGCCAAGUUCUAUGAGGAAGUUCAUGAUCUUGAAAGAAAGUAUGCUGUUCUCUAUCAACCUUUAUUUGAUAAGCGAUUUGAGAUCAUUAAUGCAAUUUAUGAACCUACGGAAGAAGAAUGUGAAUGGAAACCAGAUGAGGAAGAUGACAUUUCGGAGGAGCUGAAAGAAAAGGUCAAAAUUGAAGAUGAGAAAAAGGAUGAAGAAAAACAAGAUCCCAAGGGAAUUCCUGAAUUUUGGUUGACUGUUUUUAAGAAUGUUGACUUGCUCAGUGAUAUGGUUCAGGAACAUGAUGAACCUAUUCUGAAGCACUUGAAAGAUAUUAAAGUGAAGUUCUCAGAUGCUGGCCAGCCUAUGAGUUUUGUUUUAGAAUUUCACUUUGAACCCAAUGAAUAUUUCACAAAUGAAGUGUUGACAAAGACAUAUAGAAUGAGGUCAGAACCAGAUGAUUCUGAUCCCUUUUCUUUUGAUGGACCAGAAAUUAUGGGUUGUACAGGGUGCCAGAUAGAUUGGAAAAAAGGGAAGAAUGUCACUUUGAAAACCAUUAAAAAGAAACAGAAACACAAGGGACGUGGGACAGUUCGUACUGUGACCAAAACAGUUUCUAAUGACUCGUUCUUUAAUUUUUUUGCUCCUCCUGAAGUUCCUGAGAGUGGAGAUCUGGAUGAUGACGCUGAAGCUAUCCUUGCUGCAGACUUUGAAAUUGGUCACUUUUUACGUGAGCGUAUAAUCCCAAGAUCAGUGUUGUACUUUACUGGAGAAGCUAUUGAAGAUGAUGAUGAUGAUUAUGAUGAAGAAGGUGAAGAAGCGGAUGAGGAAGGGGAAGAAGAAGAUGAGGAAAAUGAUCCAGACUAUGACUCAAAGAAGGAUCAAAACCCAGCAGAGUGCAAGCAGCAGUGAAGCAGGAUGUAUGGCCUUGAGGAUAACCUGCACUGGUCUACCUUCUGCUUCCCUGGAAAGGAUGAAUUUUCAUCAUUUGACAAGUUCAUUUCAAGUUUUUUGUUGUUUGUUUGUUUGCUUGUUUUUGUAGCCUAAAAUAAAAAUGUCAAAUAUAAUUUUAGUUCUCACAAGAUAAUGUCUUAUAAUUUUGUACUAAUUCAGGCAGAAGUGAAGCCUUAGCUUGAAUUAAGUAUUGUACCCAGUUUACUAUCAUACUGAAGAAAAGGGUGCCAACUCUGGAAGAGGUAUACUGCAUUUAAAAAGAAAGUAUAAAAAAAGAAAAAGAUGAUGUAAUUUUUUUAAAAGUAAGUUAAGUUUUAUUUCCUUUGGUUAGAAUGAGAGAAGGCCGCAAGCCUCUGAUUAAUUCCAGUUCUUAUUGUUUAUAAAGUAUGAGUAUGUUGUUUACCCAUGCUUCUGUUUACUAUGUAUUAAAAUGGGUAGUACUGUUUACUUAACUACCUCACAUGUGUUAGGCAUAUUAACUUAAAUUAUAUAUGAAAUGUUUCUCAACCUUAUUGAAAGCUUAAAAAUUUGGAACUUUUUGCACCACAAGUAUGAUAUUCAGCCCUUUAGUCUACCGCAGUUUGCUAAAUAAACCAGAAAACAAAAGUUAAGUACUUUACUCUGGAUCUGGUCAGGCAGUGCUCUUUUAGUGGCUCCUUAUUUAAUAGAAGUGGAUGGAUAACCAACUAUUUCAAAGGUCCAAGAAUUGUUUUUAGGUAUUUUAGUUAUGACCAUAGAGAUCAUGGUUCUAAAAUAGAAGUAAGGCCGUUUUUAAAGGGGUAGGGGGAAUCCCAUUAAACUUGAUAUUGUACAGCCACAUUUAAAAUACCUCAGGCUAAUUACUGUUAAUUUUUUCUGGUGAACUUAAAAGUUUUGGCAGUGAGGGUGGACUAAUUGGAUUGUAAUUGGAAAACAGCUUAGAGUUUCUGCUAGUAAUAAAAUAACAGUAGGUUCAUUUUUAGAAAUGAUAGCAUUUGCAUUUUGAAAAUUUAGUAUAACAGUCUUAGAAUGUGAAUGAAUACACUUUGUUAUUUGUGUACUACUAUCUUUUUCACUCCUGAGAUUUUAAUUCACUACUGGAAAUCCUUAACCAAUUGCAAUAGUUUAUGGUGGGGGGGGGGCGGGGAAUGCCAUGAAAACACCUGAUGUUUUUCCUCUUCAUUUUCAAAAUGAUUUUGGUUGCUUUGAUUAGACCUUCUGUGCUAAUGUUUUUUUGUACCCAUAGCUCAUUUGAACACAGAUGAACUUUAAGUAGCAAAACCACUAUAUUCUUUUUUUCUUUAGGAAAUAGCUAUUGCCAAAGUGAAGGAGUAGAUACUAUUUCAUCUUGUUAUAUAAAGGGCAAUGUGAUUUGCAGAGGAAUUGCUCUCUUAAUAAAGUUGGGGUUUCAAAGAA